Geodia barretti is the source of this 505-nucleotide messenger RNA. The record is from the annotation of a GenBank genome assembly. Lineage: Eukaryota; Metazoa; Porifera; Demospongiae; Tetractinellida; Geodiidae.
GACAUUUCAUUUCAAGUGAAUGUGAAAGGAUUAACACAGUUUGGAUCUGCUCUUGUCGUGUCAGGAAUAGUGUCAGUAGUAGCUGAUGGCACUGCUGUUUCUUCUGACUUUGAACAGUUCCUUCCAAUACAUAUAACAAACCAAGGAGUUAUAAGUAUUUCAGCUGUUGAUGACUUCAUUACACUGGAAUAUGAUGACAGAGUACGACUUACAUUCACCCCUUCAAAUCCUGCUCUUGUUCCUGGUCUUGAAGAUUUCGGAGAAUACAUCAGAGACACUUCCAUUGUCAAUAUUAAUGACACUGACAACCUGCAGAUAAAUUUUGAUGUUGGCGUUGUGAUUACUUAAAGAUUGUAGAAGGCUCCACAUCUCUGGAACCACCAAUCAUACUUCAGUUUAUAACAAACCAGAACUCAUUCACUGUUACUCUGACACCAUCAUCUAUUGGUACAGUGGAAACACUGGGACUUGGUGGUUUAUUCAUUAACACAAUGGCUAUUUCUCA